AUGGGAUGCAAGAGCUCAAAGGCGAAGGAGCCGACCGCGCGGCCAGCCACCAAGAAGCAAGAUAACGCGCCCACCCCCACCAAUCCCAGCGAACCCGUGGUCGCCCCAACCGAGCAACACGCGAAGCAGCCUGUGGAUACGAAAAAGCUGGAGGUGGUGGCCCCCGUGGGUCGUGCCGGCAACAGCGAGGCGGUCGACACCGGAUCACCGGCCGGGCCGCCGAAGGUAGUUGCAGGCCAAGGCGGCAGCGACACCAGGCGGGCGACAUCAAACACCACCUCAAAGCAGGAGCUGGAUGACGAAGGCAAUCCGCUGCUUCUACCGAACGGUGAUUGGGUAAGGACGGAGGGCACGCCGUUUUACUAUUCGGAGAAGGAGAACUUGUACUUCCACCCGCCCAGCUGCCAGUUCUACGACCCGACAAACGAGAUGUGGUACGACCCGGAGAAGGACGAGUGGUACUACGACGAAGAAAACGAGGCGCAUACGUAG
This is a messenger RNA of Trypanosoma conorhini, 492 nucleotides long. RefSeq lists its product as uncharacterized. The coding region runs from base 1 to 492 and encodes 163 amino acids. The transcript has a single exon. NCBI's taxonomy places the organism in Eukaryota, Euglenozoa, Kinetoplastea, Trypanosomatida, Trypanosomatidae. The record is from RefSeq and is a predicted model, not a curated record.